UGUAGUGUUACCACCAGCAGCCUCAACAUGGCGACAAGAAAGUGAUACUUCGUCUAAUGCUACUGAAUUUUGGACAGCUUAUUUUAUUAAGCGAAUCAAUAAACUAUCGUAAUUUAAGCGGUGCGCGAAGGAAAUUUAAGGUCUGAUGCCCAGCUGCUGCUAUGUUCACCAAGAAGAAGAAGCCCCGCGUCCAGAUUUCGGCACCUUCCAACUUCGAGCACCGCGUGCACACAGACUUUGACGAGCAAGAACAGAAGUUUGUGGGGCUGCCGCGGCAAUGGCAGUCUCUGAUCGAGGACACAGCCAAGAGGCCCAAGCCCUUCAUCGACGUCACCGUCAUCACCACGGUGGAGCCCCGCAAGACCAUAGUGCGGGGUAGUAAGAUCGCUGUGGACGGCUCGCUGACAUGGCUGCUGGAUGAGUUUGACACCAUGUCGGUGACCCGCUCCAACUCCCUGAGGCGAGGCAGCCCGCCGAUCCAGCCCCGCAGAGACUCCGGAUCCUCUGGGGGAGGAGGCCAUGAGAACGGGGACCUGGCCCAUCGGACACACCACCACCCAGAUCACUAUGGAGACAGAGAUAGGGAGCGGCCUGGGCCGGACCAGUUAGCUGGUGGAGACCCCCGGCAGCCCCAGCGGGUACCCCGCUCUCAGAGAGAGGACGGCCGACCACAGCAGCAGCCCCGGGGCCAGGAGCCAGGCAGCAGGCAUCGAGAGAGGGAGCGGCCCUGCCCACCCCCUCCCCCGCCAAAGCCCAGAGACAUGGAUCCACGGGACCAUCACGACCAGGUAGUCCGCAGGGACGGGCCCAGCGAUAAGAGGCCCAAGUCCAGCUACACAGGCAGGGACGGCAGCCCCCAAUCGCCCCGGGAUAAGAGGCCUCUCUCGGGGCCCAACAUCCGUAUGCCUAACCUCCCUGUCACAGAGGGGGUGAUAAAGACAGCACAGCAGAGCAGUAGGCCGUUCAACACCUACCCCCGCGCUGACAGUGAAGGAGGAAGAAGCCCCACCAGCCAGGAGCUGAAGCCAGCCCGACCACACGAAACACCGCGCCACAGCGGUCCCUCUAGUGGCCGCAGCGGGGGUAAAGCCCCACAGCAGGGCCAGCUACGAGGGGACCCCCACCACUCCUCCCACCCUGUCCUGGGCCCUGAGCCCCCCCACGGCUACCAGCAGCUGAAGGCUCCCGUUCCCCGCCCUCCGGCCCCUGCCCUACCACCACAGCAGGCCCUCUCACCCCAGAGGGAGCCCCAGCGGGUGUCCCAUGAGCAGUUCCGCGCCGCACUACAGAUGGUGGUGGACCCGGGUGACCCACGCACCUACCUGGACCACUAUAUCAAGAUCGGAGAGGGCUCCACCGGCAUUGUGUGCAUUGCCACCGUCAAGAGCACCGGCAAACUGGUCGCUGUCAAGAAAAUGGACCUGCGCAAGCAGCAGCGCCGGGAGCUGCUAUUCAAUGAGGUGGUGAUAAUGCGGGACUAUCACCAUGACAAUGUGGUGGAGAUGUACAACAGCUACCUGGUUGGAGAUGAACUCUGGGUCGUCAUGGAGUUCCUGGAGGGAGGGGCUUUGACUGACAUCGUCACACACACCAGGAUGAAUGAGGAGCAGAUAGCCACAGUGUGCCUGUCUGUGCUGAAGGCUCUGUCAGUGCUGCACACCCAGGGCGUCAUCCACAGGGACAUCAAGAGUGACUCCAUCCUUCUCACCCACGAUGGCAGAGUGAAGCUGUCAGACUUUGGCUUCUGCGCCCAGGUGUCUAAAGAGGUCCAGCGGCGCAAGUCCCUGGUGGGCACACCCUACUGGAUGGCCCCAGAGCUCAUCUCACGACUACCCUAUGGGCCUGAGGUGGACAUCUGGUCCUUGGGGGUGAUGGUGAUCGAGAUGGUGGACGGAGAACCCCCCUAUUUCAAUGAGCCCCUCAAAGCUAUGAAGAUGAUCCGUGACAACCUACCACCCAAACUCAAGAACCUACACAAGGUUUCUCCUCUCCUCAAGGGCUUCCUGGACAAAUUGCUGGUGCGAGACCCUACCCAGAGGGCCUCAGCCAAUGAGCUGCUCAAGCACCCCUUCCUGAGCAAGGCUGGCCCGCCCUCCUGCAUCGUGCCUCUCAUGAGGCAGAACCGCAUGAGAUGAGAGUGAGCAGAGGCCUCUUCCCCACUAAGUGGUAGUAGUCACAUGAACCCUGAAACCCAAGCUCACACCUCGGACUCGCACUGAUCUGGAGCGGGGGGAGGGGGGGGGACAGCGGAGAAGCACUGCCCAGUUUGUAUUAGCAUUUUUGUUGGUCAAACAUUGUUUUAACGCACCUUUUGAAAUGAAAAGGAACUCUGUCUGUCCCUUUUUUCCUGUGGGGGAAAAACAUUUGGACACUAUAAGGAUUUAUAGCUUGAGCGGUUUGGUGCAGAAUGAGACUUGGAAAGUGUUGUGGGAUCAUUAGAACCUAAGCUACCUGCUGGGGAGACUCACAAAAAGCACUGUUGGCAUUCUAGCUGAAUGGUCUGAAAAGCAUGCUUCCACACUACAGGACUUCCUCACUACAUGGCCCAGUCUCAACUCUAUUGCAAUAGACAGGACAUCAUAAACUACUACUGAAGGAGGACCAUGCUUUUCUCUUACCACACGAUGAGUACAAGUCUGAAAAACACUUGGUCCCUGUUACAAACACUAAGAAAAGGUAAACACUGGAGUUGUGUUAAUUUUAGUUAUUUCUUUCUUUAUAUUUCUUGUGUAAGUAUGAUGAACAUAGAGAUAUAUCUGCUUUGUUUUCUCUAUUUUAUGAUUUUUGUUUAGGUUACCGUGAGAUGAUUUUAAAGCACUCUUCUCUGAUAGAAGCUGCACUCCUGGUUGAUUCCAAUAUAGCGUCUAGUUCUUUAAAUCGUUCAGUUUUUUAAUUUACCUGUGUUUAAUAGAAUAUCAUGGUGAAGUGAACAUCAAGGCAGUUUUAGCUGUUAUUUUUACUUUAGGGAUUUAGCCGUGUAGAUUGUGCUCUCUGUAACCUCUCGAUCCGCUGCUGUAGACCUCAACUGUUAGUCUAUAGUAGUGACUACUAGGUCAAUGUAAGGACAACCCUUAUGAAGCACCCCUUCCACCAUUCACGUGUUUGUGUGCGUGCGUAUGUGUGUAUAUACAGGAAUUCUCCAGAUCGGUUAAAUAUUUCUUUUUUUUUUCCUAAAGAUGCAUUUCUUUAUUGCCUGACCUGGACAUGGGUCUGGACUAUAUGAAUAUAGUGCUGAGCCACAAACAAGCUCUGCAUUUAAAUAUGGAAUCUGCAGUAGGGUGAAACAGCGCCACCGACCGCCCCCAACCACUGUUGUCAUUUGUUUUUGUUGCCGAGCUAAGGAGCGUCGCGCAGCAUUAAAAAAAAAUAUAUAUAUAUAUAUAUAUAUCCGUUUGCGAUAUUACCUUCAACAAAGGUAAUAUCGCAAACGGACGUGGCUGUUUCACCAUUAAGGAUUCCAGAUUUAAGGGCUUAUUACAACAAGAAACGGACACACAAGGUGAACAUCCGUGUUUAGUUUAAUGAAGUGUGCAACAGCUGCUAGAACUGCUGAACUAUUGUGUCCACAAUGUAGCAACGACAGGAACUGUAUGGCAGAUGCAAACAGGGGCGGCAGGGUAGCCUAGUGGUAAGAGCGUUGGACUAGUAACCGGAAGGUUGCAAGUUCAAAUUCCCGAGCUGACAAGGUACAAAUCUGUCGUUCUGCCCUUGAGAAUAACCCACUGUUCCUAAGCCGUCAUUGAAAAUAAGAAUUUGUUCUUAACUUUAUUUACCUAGUUAAAUAAAGGUAAAAAAAACGCAGUAGUAAACUCUCACCGCAAUUACCUACACACACUUCAUGCAGGGCCCAACAAAAGUCUGUGAUGCGGGUGGAAUCACGAAUUCAGACCUUAAAACGGAAUUCAAAAAUAGGAAAUCAACUAAAUGUAUUACAAAAUGUAUUUUGCCAAGAUUAUCAUAAGACAUAAAAUUGCAUUAGUGAUUUAUAUUUUCCUUUAUCUCCCUAUCAGUGUGCAAGGUUGCCCCUUUGUGUAGCUUUUAGCAAUGAUGCUAAUGAUAACCGUCUUCUGAUACUUAAAAAAAAAAAAAAAGUUUGGCAAACUGCAUUCACAUGUGCGCCACAGAAACACAGAUACCCAAACAAGUCUCUUGGCUGGUGCACGCUUGAAUUAAAGGGUAUCUAUACCCAGAAAUGUGAUUUUCCCAGGACCUCAAAAGUGCUCACCUGGUAUGUUUUAACCAUUGUUGUGAAACAAGAUUUAAUGUUCUAUUUAAAAAGUGUGAUCCUGGAGAAACAAAACCGAUAUUAUAGGGCCCUAUUCAUUGUUACUUCCCAUUUUUUUUCUCUAAGCUUCCCCCCCAAUUCUAGAGUAGCAAGAUCAAGUCGCACAUGUACCAUAGAGAGCAUCCAAAGACCACGAGGCCUUAGUGCACAGCAAAGAGUAGCCAAUGUGUCUGUUCUGAAUUUCAGUGGGGAAAUCGGAACAGACUGUCCAUAAGUAGACACUAACACUACAUUGUGAAGUAUUUGUAUUUAGAUACAGAAUUGAAGUGUCAUAGCAGAGGUUAGUAUACUGUUUUAACAUUCUGUCUCAAAUGUACUUGCUUGUAGCAAAUUGGAGUAUUUAAUAUAGAUUUAACAAAUUGUUUUACAAUAAUAUUUUAUUCAUCGCUCACUUAAUCCAUUUCAGUACUUUUUACUGAUGCUCAAAAGGUAGUCAGUCUGGUUGAAUAGUCUGGUUAGUCUGGUUAAAUGUGAGACAAUGUUCCAUAUUUACAAAAGACAAGUGGAAGUCUGUUUUAAAGUGACAGGAUGGUUGGCAUGCCUGAAUGUUCUUCCAGUUUAGUAAAACUGAGUGAAAAGAUGGGCUGAAAGAAUGACAAUCAAAGUUAAUAGGAGUAAAUAACUGUCUGCUUUUGCAACAAUAUUCUAAACUGAUCACUUUUCAUUGCUCACAAAGUUUUGUAACUAUAAUUGUAUAGCAUUUUGACAACACAAACAAAUUUUCUAAACAAAUCCUAUUUUGAUACUCAUUAAAUCCAUCUUUACAUAUGUAUAUUUUUAAAUCACUUAACUAAUAAGGUCCAUGAAGUGAUGGCACACACUUGGUAUUUUGUGUUUUUUAUUAAAUACUGUACAAAGAUGAAUGCAAAAAAAAAUCUAGAGACUUAUCAUUCCUCUAACUACAGAAUUGAAGCAUCUCAUUAACCCCCACAUGUUACAUAGGAGUUCAAUCGCCAUUGGUUUCAAUCACUUCUACCACAGUUUUCAGUGGCUGGUAUGAAACCAAUCACGUACAUUUUUCAGUUGGUAUUUGACAUUCCUGUACUUCCUACUUAAAUGAAUGGCUGUCAAGGUUAGAACGGCUUAACAUAGUUUUAUUGGUUUUUGUGUGUAUUAAUGCCUUAACGUUCAGAAGAGUAACAUGAUUUAAUAUGAUUCCCUUUCUUUACAAUUACUGUUAAUUGCAAAUGUACAUUUAUUAUAUUACUCAUCUCAAGGAGUCUAGUGCCUCUGCGUAAACUUAUCGUUGUUCUCGCUGGUUUGUGUUUGUUGAGGAUGCUCAAAUUCCAAUUAGGAGCUGUGACGACUACUGACUGGCCUACUUGGUAAUAUAUUUAUGUGUGAAUUUCUCCAACUUGUCUGUAUGAUCAUUUUUCACACUUGUACGCUAAAUCAUUAUGCAUCAGUAUUGUCAAGUUUGUCAUAGUUGACCAUUUUUCUGAAGAGUCCAAACCCCCCUGGAUUUUUGAAUUUCCACUGGUUAUUAAAAAAAUAAACGUUGCAGAUUUUUGAUAUUUUUUGCAAAUACAGUUUUUCUAAAAUGUAA
Messenger RNA from Oncorhynchus masou masou (cherry salmon), 5831 nucleotides. RefSeq names its product serine/threonine-protein kinase PAK 4-like. The record is from RefSeq and is a predicted model, not a curated record. Lineage: Eukaryota; Metazoa; Chordata; Actinopteri; Salmoniformes; Salmonidae. Gene Ontology annotation, molecular function: ATP binding; protein serine/threonine kinase activity. Gene Ontology annotation, cellular component: cytoplasm. Gene Ontology annotation, biological process: protein phosphorylation; regulation of MAPK cascade; intracellular signal transduction.